Rhododendron vialii is the source of this 1230-nucleotide messenger RNA. RefSeq names its product protein IN2-1 homolog B-like. The coding region runs from base 42 to 902 and encodes 286 amino acids. The record is from RefSeq and is a predicted model, not a curated record. The transcript has 10 exons. Gene Ontology annotation, molecular function: glutathione transferase activity. NCBI's taxonomy places the organism in Eukaryota, Viridiplantae, Streptophyta, Magnoliopsida, Ericales, Ericaceae.
UCUCUCUCUCUCUCUCUCUCUCUUCUGCGGUAGUAACAAAAAUGACUAGUUCUUCAUACGCAAACCUUCUCUCGACCUCGCCCUUUCACAAGGUAGCCCACAAGUUGCCCAGCUAUUCUUUGCCGUUACAAGCACUUUGCUUGCGCAGGUCUACUCGCCCCUUUUCCAAUAAAACAAGCGCAGUUCCAAAAGCAGCGAUUGCCACAGAGGGUGAAGUUCUUCCGCCUGUUCUCGAUUCCAGCUCUGAACCCCCGCCUCUUUUUGAUGGCACCACAAGGCUGUACACCUCUUACAUUUGUCCAUACGCACAACGUGUUUGGAUUGCACGGAAUUCCAAGGGUCUGCAGGAGAAGAUCAAGUUAGUUCCCAUUGAUCUAGAGGAUAGGCCCUCUUGGUACAAGGAGAAAGUCUACCCCCCAAAUAAGGUGCCUUCACUGGAACAUGAUAAUGAAGUCCGAGGAGAGAGUCUUGAUUUGAUGAAAUACAUUGAUAGCUCCUUUGAAGGACCAGCACUUUACCCUAACGAUCCUGCAAUGAGAGAGUUUGCUGAGGAGUUGCUAUCCUACAGUGACACCUUUAAUCGAGCUGUGUUAUUUUCACUCAAAGGAGAAUCCCUUAAUGAAAUCAGUUUGGCGGUCAAUUACCUGGAAACGGCUCUCUCCAAAUUCAGCGAUGGACCCUUCUUCCUUGGUCAAUUCAGUCUUGUUGACAUAGCUUAUGCUCCAUUUGUAGAGAGAUUUCAUCCCCUAUUGCUGGAAGUGAAGAACUAUGACAUCACCACAGGAAGACCUACGCUGAGAUCAUGGAUUGAGAAUGUGAACAAGAUUGAAGCCUACAAACAAACCAAGCGAGAUCCUCAAGAACUUGUGGCAGUCCUCAAGAAGCGAUUUUCGAUAAAAUGAAGAUCUAGCUGAUUCCUGCUUGGAAAUGCAGCCAGGAUAUUCCUUCGCAAGCUCUGUACCCGUAAAGUCUUCAGCCUUCUUUCUUGUAUCGUAAUACAUUCUACGCUGGUAGCUGUUGCAUUUUUGCUGCAGUUGUUUUUAAGGUUUGGAACAAUGUAAAAUGACAUCUCAUUCCUUGCCCGAUGAUACAGUGCUACUUAAGCAUGUUGUGCAUAUUGUUGUACAGAAUAUUGUGCGAGUAGCAUACCUCUUCCUUCAUACGAGUGUUGGAUUUUGAUUGUAUGGAUGGAUUUAUGAAGUGGAAAUAAGAGCCUCUUUUCCCAUUGUA